CCGUCCCCGCCUGGAAGCGCCGCUGAAGAUGGCGAGCCCGGCGCCCCCGGAGCACGCCGAGGAAGGAUGCGCCGCUCCCGCUGCCGAGGAGCAGGCGCCCCCGCUGCCGCCGCCGCCCCAGGCUCCCCCGGAGGAGCCGGAGGAGGAAGCGCCGGAGGAAGCGGCGGUGGCGGCCGGCGCGGGGCGGCAGGUGGAGGAGGCCGCCGGCGGGGUGGCCGCCGCCGUGACCUGGCUGCUGGGGGAGCCGGUGCUGUGGCUGGGCUGCCGCGCCGACGAGCUCCUGAGCUGGAAGAGGCCGCUGCGCAGCCUGCUCGGCUUCGUCGGGGCCAACCUGCUGUUCUGGUUCCUUGCGUUGACUCCAUGGAGAGUGUAUCACCUGAUUUCUGUUAUGAUGCUUGGACGUGUUAUUAUGCAAAUAAUAAAGGAUAUGGUUUUGUCUAGAACGAGAGGUGCACAGCUCUGGAGAAGCCUCACUGAAAGCUGGGAAGUUAUCAAUUCCAAACCAGAUGAAAGACCCAGGCUCAGCCACUGUUUUGCAGAGUCAUGGAUGAAUUUCAGCAUAUUUCUUCAAGAAAUGUCUCUUUUUAAACAGCAGAGCCCUGGCAAGUUUUGUCUCCUGGUCUGCAGUGUGUGCACAUUUUUUACAGUCUUAGGAAGUUACAUUCCUGGGGUUAUACUCAGCUAUCUACUGUUACUGUGUGCAUUUUUGUGUCCACUAUUUAAGUGUAAUGAUAUUGGACAAAAAAUAUACAGCAAAAUCAAGUCAGUUCUGCUGAAACUAGAUUUUGGAAUUGGAGAAUAUAUCAGCCAGAAGAAACGUGAGAGAUCUGAAGCAGAUAAAGAAAAAAGUCACAAAGAUGACAGUGAAUUAGACUUUUCAGCUCUUUGUCCUAAGAUUAGCCUCACAGUUGCUGCCAAAGAGUUGUCUGUGUCUGACACAGACGUGUCCGAGGUCUCCUGGACUGACAACGGGACCUUCAACCUUUCAGAAGGAUACACUCCACAGACAGACACUUCUGACGAUCUUGACCGACCUAGUGAGGAAGUUUUCUCUCGAGACCUUUCAGAUUUUCCAUCUCUAGAAAAUGGCACGGGAACAAAUGAUGAAGACGAAUUAAGCCUUGGCUUGCCUGCUGAGCUCAAGAGAAAAAAGGAACAGUUGGACAGCAGUCUCAGACCAAGCAAAGAGAGGCAGGCAGCAGCUGGGCUCGCCCUUCCUCUGAGCAGUGACCAAACCUUUCACUUGAUGAGCAACCUGGCUGGAGACGUCAUCACAGCCGCCGUGACUGCUGCUAUCAAAGACCAGAUAGGGGGCCUGCAGCAAGCACUUGCCCAGGCUGCCCCCAGCCCAGGAGAGGACACAGACACUGAAGAAGGUGAUGACUUUGAACUCCUUGACCAGUCAGAGCUCGAUCAAAUUGAGAGUGAAUUGGGACUCUCACGAGACCAGGAAGCGGAAGCACAGCAAAAUAAGAAGUCUGCAGGCUUCCUCUCCAACCUCCUCGGAGGCCAUUAGCCUGGGAACCAGCUUGUAUAACAGAGCACAAACUACCAAAAAAUUUCAAACACGCAAAAAAAAAAAAAAGAAAGAAAAUGAAAAAAAUUUUUUUGAACUGUGAGCUUUACUGAUUACUUUAGAUUUUUUUGGUCUUAUUUUCCCUUCUGCAGUGAAUUAAUUGGAUAUGUAUCAGCUGACACUGAUAGAUUGAUAUUUCUGAUAGUUAUUUUUAUGUAAUAAGCAUGGAAAUGAACUUUAUAUAUAUAUAUAUAUACAUA
Molecule: messenger RNA, 1776 nt
Organism: Diceros bicornis minor
Lineage: Eukaryota; Metazoa; Chordata; Mammalia; Perissodactyla; Rhinocerotidae
Gene: RETREG1
Product: reticulophagy regulator 1
Exons: 9
Coding region: 29-1516 (495 amino acids)
Biological process (GO): reticulophagy; negative regulation of neuron apoptotic process
Cellular component (GO): endoplasmic reticulum membrane
Source: RefSeq, a predicted model, not a curated record